This is a messenger RNA of Eruca vesicaria subsp. sativa (arugula), 1484 nucleotides long. NCBI's taxonomy places the organism in Eukaryota, Viridiplantae, Streptophyta, Magnoliopsida, Brassicales, Brassicaceae. The record is from the annotation of a GenBank genome assembly.
UAAAAUGAAAGUUUCUAACUUUAUCCUUUAUUUCUGGAACAUUCGUCCUCGUCCCUUGGUUUAUGGGCAGUUUGUUUGUUUGUUUCCUCGAGAAAGUUGAUUACUUUCUUGGAAUCCGUCUAUGCCCUUUCUCUUUGUUGUGUGUUUAAAAGAUGCUUCUGUGGUUUGUUUUAGUAACUUAGUGAGUUGAGUAAGCCCCUCUUGAUCAUAAUCAAAGUUCAUAGUUUUUUUUUUUGCUUCAAUCAGUUUCUGUAAUGGAGUCUCCACAAUCUGUGGCGUCAACCUUUAACGGUAUCCACUUGAAGGGCAGUGAUGAGAAAAGCAUAACAAAGAAAGCUGUCAUCACGCCUGAUUCAUCAGACAGCUUCAUUGGUGUGCUUGAGGUUUUUGUUCACCAAGCUAGGGACAUCCACAACAUAUGCAUCUAUCAUAAGCAAGAUGUUUAUGCUAAGCUUUCUCUCACAACCGAUCCCGAGAGCUCCUUGUCCACGAAGAUCAUCAACGGUGGAGGGAGAAACCCUGUCUUCGACGAUACUCUCCACUUCGACGUGAAGAGUGUUGUUGAUUGUUCGCUGAAGUGUGAGAUAUACAUGAUGAGCCGCGUGAGGAACUAUCUUGAGGACCAGUUGCUUGGAUUCACUCUUGUCCCUUUGUCUGAAGUGAUUGUGAGGAACGGGAAGUUGGAGAAAGAGUUCUCUCUUUCUUCAACCGAUUUGUUCCACUCUCCUGCAGGUUUUGUUGAGUUGUCUCUCUCCUACGCAGGAGAGUUCCCUGAGGUGAUGAUGCAUAUUCCUGCGGUUCCAACGGUGGAUGAGACCGAGUUGGCUUCUAUAGAGGUUGAUGAGUCUGAGUUUUUGGAUCCGAAGAUUGUCUGUGAAAACAAUCAAAUGGUGUCUAGUUACUUGGCCACUCCUUGUGAUGAUUCUGAUGAUUUUGUGGGCUCUGAAACCGCCUUUGUGGAAGUAAACAGUGUUCCUUCUGCAGUUGCUGACACUGUUGAAGAAGAAUCAGCUCCACCAGGUACUGACUUCACAAACGGAAUCUCUUCUCCAUCAAAUGCUGUUAGCUCGGGUUCCUCGGGCACUCAUGAUGAUUUAGUACUAUCAAGCAAAGGGAACAACUCAAGUUCAGACCAAGAAGUGAAGAAGAAGCUAUCAAGUGAAGAAGAAAACAACUCAGGUUCAGACCAAUUAGCAAAGAAGCCAGCAGAUACCAUCAAGAAUAGCGAUUUAGAUAAGACGGAUGGUGAAGAGGUUGUGAAACCGAUUGUGACAGUGAACUUUGAACCAGAGCAGAAGGUAGUGCAGCAAGAUAUUGUUGACAUGUACACGAAAAGCUUGCAGCAAUUCACUGAAUCACUGGCGAAGAUGAAACUCCCUUUGGACAUGGAUAGCCCAACACAAUCAGAGAACUCAAGCUCCUCCCAGCAGACUCCAAAGAGUGCUAACUCUCGUGUUUUCUAUGGCAGUAGAGCCUUCUUUUGA